This is a messenger RNA of Aspergillus fischeri NRRL 181, 1566 nucleotides long. RefSeq names its product MFS transporter. Gene Ontology annotation, molecular function: transmembrane transporter activity. The record is from RefSeq and is a predicted model, not a curated record. Gene Ontology annotation, biological process: transmembrane transport. Lineage: Eukaryota; Fungi; Ascomycota; Eurotiomycetes; Eurotiales; Aspergillaceae. The transcript is spliced from 2 exons. Gene Ontology annotation, cellular component: membrane. The coding region runs from base 1 to 1566 and encodes 521 amino acids.
AUGGUAGGGCAUGUUGUUCCGCCAGACGAUGACCACCAGCUCAGUGGUGAAGAUGCUCCAUUCCUCUUAGAAGAUCUCAGGAGCCAGCCUGGGCCUGGAGACGUAUCUCCCGACGAUUCAACCUCAGACACUACUCUACCAGAAAAAAGCCGUCGUUGGCUGGUGAUCGCCCUGGUUGCGAUAAUGCUCACCUUUGAGAUCGGGGGUCAGAUGAUCCCAGGUCCCAUGGUGCGCAUUAUCGAAACCAUCGUGUGUGAUGGCUACUGGCGUGCACACGACUCGAGCCGGCUCCCGGCUUCGGGCCAUGUAGCAGAGCAGCUGUGUAAGAUAGAAGAGGUGCAGGCGGAAGUCACAACUAUCAAGGGGUAUUCAGAUUUCCUCGAGGGUCUACUCUGUGUCAUCUGCGCUAUCCCAUACGGUUUAUUGGCAGAUCGAUAUGGACGCAGACGAGCCAUUCGUCUUACCAUUCCUGGAUUUCUCCUGAACGCAAUCAUCACUAAUUCCGUACUGUGGUUCUCUGAUACCUUCCCUCCCCGGGCUAUCUGGCUCGCAGCGCUGAGCUGGACCAUUGGGGGGGGACCAACUGUUGCAAUGGCCCUGCUAUGGACAAUGUUGGCCGAUCAUACGACAGAUUCAAACCGUCCGAUACUCUUCUUUCGGGUUGGAGUUGUUGGUGAGAUUGCUACUUUCCUCGCCGGCGCGAUAAGCGCGCAAAUAAUGGCUUUGAACCCUUGGAUCCCGAUGAUGAUCGGCUGUGGAAUUGUUGCUAUCGGCCUCACCUGUGCUUUCUUUUUACCUGAGACUUUGAACCAUUGCGUGAAGAGGAAGUCUUCAAUCCACGGAGAUAAGCCAGUUUCCUGCAUGGGCGGGCUGAUUUUCGAUGAAGAAUCGUCCUACUGCAGCCCAAAGGUUCUCCUGAAACCGUCCAGACAUUGUCUUAUCUUGGGCAAGAUUCGACGCUUCCUCAACCAUGACAUCUUCAUCUUUGACCACCGGCUCAUGUUGCUACUCUUCGCUUUUGCCGUCUCCGAGCUCGCUCGGGGUUCCUCUGGGUUCCUGGCUCAGUAUAUCUCCACACGCUUCAGCUGGACCCUAGCACGGGCCAAUCUCCUCAAAUCCUUCCACACAGCUGCUACCAUCCCCGUGUUCCUGUUCCUCCUUCCUUAUCUCUCAACACACGUUUUGCAUUACCUGUCGCUGCGUGGAAGGGAUCUCUACCUCGCGCGGAUAAGUAUUACUUGUCUAGCUGUCGGAUCACUUAGUGUUGGUCUUGCGCCGCAUAUUGUCUUCUUGGUCCCAAGUCUUUGCCUCCAUGCGGUUGGGGGAGGAUUCCCGCUUGUCGCACGCUCUCUGGCUACGGCGUUGGUAGAGAGUGAUAAAACAGCAAGGCUCUACUCGACAAUCGAGAUAUUACAGUCGGUGGGAAGUGUGUUGGGGAGUCUUUGCUUUACGAAUGUAUUCACGCUUGGGUUGAAACUGAGCGGGGUAUGGGUCGGGUUGGUGUGGAUAAUGAGCAGUCUGCUCUUUGCAUUGGUGGGGAUCAUACUUAUGGUGCUUCGAGUAUAA